AUGGCGGCCGACCCGCAGAGCCAGUCGCUGGCGCACGGCACGGCGGUGGCGGCGGCGCGGCUGCCGGCGUCGUUGGACAUGCCGGAGUUCAACACCGUCGACUUCAUCAACCACCUCUUCCCCAACGGUGCUGCUCCCCCCCCCAUUCUGAACCCCUCCCGCCGCGGCGAGCGCGAGUCGUCGUUGGCGGCGGUGGAUCCGCUCAUCCAGAAGCUCAGGAACCGCAUCCGCCGCGUCGACGCCGAGAUCCUCCUCGCCAUCCGCCAGCAGAGCACGUCAGGGUCGCAAGCCAAGGACGACCUGGCAGCCUCCAUGCGCGCCAUUGAGGAGCUGUGGGUGAAGAUGAGGGCUAUAAAGGCGAAGGCGGAGCAGAGCGAGGUGAUGGUGCAGGAGAUAUGCCGCGACAUAAAGAAGCUCGACUGCGCCAAGAAGCACAUCACCGCCACCAUCACCGCCCUCAACCGCCUCGCCAUGCUCGUGUUUGCGGUGGAUCGUCUGCAGGCCCUGGCUGCCAACCGCCAGUACCGCGACGCUGCCGACCAGCUGCAGGCGGUGACACAGCUACUGGCGCACUUUGAGGCGUACAGAGACAUCCCCAAGAUCGCCGAGCUGCAGGGGCGGGUGGCGGCGCUCAACGCCACGCUCAAGUCCCACAUCUUCUCCGACUUCUCCACCCUGGGCACGCCAGUGAUGAGGGAGAACGGGCAGGUGAUGCAGCAGCUGGCGGACGCGUGUCUCGUGGUGGCGGCGCUGGACGGCGAGGGGCACGCGCGGGACGAGCUCGUGCGCAGCGUGUGCAGCAAGGAGCUCACCGCGUACCAGCAGAUCUUCCAGGGCACGGAUGUGGCGCGGUUGGACAAGGUGGAGAGGCGGUACGUGUGGGUGAAGCGGCAGAUGAAGCUGAACGAGGACGUGUGGCGCAUCUUCCCACCCGCCUGGCACGUGCAGCGCCUGCUCUGCUCGCAGUUCUGCCGCAUCACCCGGGCGCAGUUGAAGGAGCAGCUUGAUGGAUCCAAGGACAGACCCGAUGUCACCACUCUCUUGCAGGCGUUGGAGCGCACGUUGGAGUUUGAGGACGACCUGGCCAAGCGCUUCCCCCCCGCGCCUGCCGCGGCCGCUGCCUCGCCCUCCUCCACCCCUGCCGCCGCCGCCGCUGCUGCUGGCGCCGCUGAUGUGGAGUUUGAGUUCCAGGGCGCCAUCUCAUCGUGCUUUGAGCCGCACCUGGGGGUGUAUGUGGACCUCGAGGAGCGCACUCUGGCGGACACACUCGACAAGCUCGUGCAGGAGGAGACAUGGGAGGCGGAGGAGGGCAGCCAAACCAACAUCCUGCGCAGCAGCUCCGAGAUGUUUUUGGCGAUCCGCAAGAGUUUCAACCGCUGCUGCCAGCUCACCAGAAAGCAAACGCUGCUCAGCCUCUUCCAGGUGUUCAAGCGUGUGCUGCGGCAGUACGCCGCGCGCCUCAGCGCCCGCCUGCCCCGCGCUGCCCAGCCCACCGCAGGCGGCGAGUGGCAAGUCAAGAUGACGGAGAAGGAUGAGCGAGUGGUGUGCUAUAUCAUCAACACAGCCGAGUAUUGCCACGAGACUGCAGCACAGCUGGCGGAGAGUGUGGCGAACCGCAUCGAUGCGGCGCUGGUGGGCUCUGUUGACAUCAGCGAUGAGCAGGAGGAGUUUUCGGUUGCCAUAACGCGUGCGCUGGCAGUGCUGGUGGCGGGGCUGGAGGGGCGGCUGGAGGGCGAACUGGACCGCAUGGCCCGCAUGCCCUGGGGCACGCUGGAGUCCGUGGGCGACCAAUCCGAGUUCGUGAACAACCUGAGCGCCAUAUUCUCCAACUCCAUCCCCAUGCUGGCAGGGCUGCUCUCGCCGCUGCACUUCCACUUCUUCCUCGAUAAGCUGGCAGCAUCGUUCGGGCCGCGCUACUACGCCACGGUCUUCAAGGCCAAACGCCUCUCCGGCACCGGUGCACAGCAGAUGCUGUUGGACACGCAUGGCAUCAAGACCAUUCUGCUCGAGCUGCCUGCACUGGGGGGCCUCGCGGCCACAGCAGCGUACAGCAAGUAUGUGACGCGCGAGAUGGGGCGAUCAGAGGCGCUGCUCAAGGUGGUGCUAGCGCCACAGGAGAACCUGGUGGACACAUACCGCACGCUGCUGCCCGACGGCUCUGCUGCUGACUUCCUGCGCACACUCGACCUCAAGGGAGUGAAGAAGCCAGAGCAGCAGCCGCUGCUAGACGCGCUCACAGCCAAGCUCAGAGCAGCAGCGCCCACUCAGGCCCCACCCUCCAAGUCCCCCACUUCCUCCGCUGCACCCUCCACCUCCACUGCCUCUCACCCACCACCUGCCACGGCUGCUGCCGCUCCCCCAGCUGCCACGGCCACCGCUGCUGCCGCUGCGGCAGCAGGCAUGCUGACGAGCGCUGCCAGCCGCGAGGCCAUGAUAGCGCGGGCGGCAGCGCUGGGGCGGGGAGCCAUGGCGCAGUCGGCAGCGGCGGCAGCAGCGGUGUCGCAGAACACGGCACUGAAGCGCAUCUUUGCCCUCGCUGACUCCUCUGCUGCCAGCGCGUCCAAGAAGGACAUCUCUCCGAUAGCUUCUGAUUCAUCAUCCCACGUCGCUACCACACUCUCCAUACACGCGAUGGCGUCCGCCCUCGUCGCACACCAGUCGCUCGCAUCUCUUUCCUUCAGCGCAGCAGUGAAGGGCGCCGCUCUCUCCGCCACCCGCCUAGCAGCGCUUUCCGCCGUUGCCCCCCGCGGUCUCGGCGUUACCGCCCUCCUCGGCUUCAACAAAGCCGCCGUCCCCGCUAAGGCCACCCCCGUUAAGAAGCAGCUGCGCACCGAGGACGGCAUCUUCGGCACGUCCGGCGGCUUCGGCUUCACGAAGGCCAACGAGCUCUUCGUGGGCCGCGUCGCGAUGCUCGGAUUCGCCGCGUCGCUGCUGGGCGAAGCGGUAACCGGGCAGGGAAUCCUUUCGCAACUGAACCUGGAGACGGGCAUCCCCAUCACGGAAGCCGAGCCGCUGCUGCUCUUCUUCAUCGCAUUCACCGUGCUCGGCGCCAUUGGCGGGCUGGGCGACCGCGGGCGAUUCGUGGACGACGAUGCGCUGGCGGGUCCGCCGGUGAAGCCGGGGAGCUUCAAGGCGGCGCUGGGGCUGAGCGACGACGGGCCGCUGUUCGGGUUCACCAAGGCGAACGAGCUGUUCGUGGGGCGCAUGGCGCAACUGGGCUUCGCGGCGAGCCUGGUGGGCGAGGUGAUCAGCGGGCGAGGCGCGCUGGCGCAGCUGAAUAUCGAGACUGGCUUGCCCGUGUGGGAGCUGGAGCCGCUGCUGCUCGCCAGUAUCGCUUUCUUCUUCAUCGCCGCUAUCAACCCCGGUACAGGAAAAUUCAUUAACGAUGAGGAGUAG
Closterium sp. Naga37s-1 is the source of this 3396-nucleotide messenger RNA. NCBI's taxonomy places the organism in Eukaryota, Viridiplantae, Streptophyta, Zygnematophyceae, Desmidiales, Closteriaceae. The record is from the annotation of a GenBank genome assembly.